GUGAAAAUGUCAUUUUUUCAUUUGUGAUUUGUCUAGUAAGAAUUUAGACGAUUUUUCAUGUAUUAAGAAGUUUUCUUAUUUUCCUUUGAGAAGAUCACAUGUGUUUCUUUAAGGACACCUUAGAAUAUCUGAGACCGGUACGUGGCAAAAGUAAGUCACGGCUAAGUUCAGAGCCACAUCAUCAAGUCAGAGAACGGACGUGUUUGUCCACCAUUUUUGAUGUAACAGUUUUGUCACAAAUGUCUCCGCGAGGGGUAAUUUGUGUUCCACGGUUUCGAGUAGAUCCUGCCAAAGAUAUUGAAUAAACACUCGAUUUAUCGAGGACUAUCCGAUUCAACAGGACAAACUCGACUGAGCAUUCCUUCUUUCCGUGAUCCAUCAAUUCAAUAUCUGUAAAGCUGACCAGGGAACGGGAGAAGAUGUCUGAGAAAGUAAAAAGGAGGACCGCCAAGGCCAAGCUCACAAGAAAGGAAAAGGCAGUCCGCCUCCAGAUAGAUGAGAAUCGUCCUUCAUCAGAGGUGAGCGACAUGUUUGUAGAGUACCAACAGGCAUACCACGAGCUUAUAGGCAUCCAUGAAGUGUAUGCAGCAACUAUAGAAGACGAUGCAACAUUUGAGCAAGAAGAACAGUGGAUGGAGAAAUGUCAGAAAGAUUUCUUAAUGUUCCAGAUGGAUGUUAAGGACUAUGUCCGUAAGGAGUCCCCAACUCCAGUGGUUGAAGUUCAGGACAGAAACAACCAAGCAGAUCCAAACCCCCUACCUGAUGACAUUCAUACAUCCAGUGAAGUCAAUCAGGCAAGCCCUCCUACGUCACAUGUUAGACAGGUCAGUAGUUUCCAGCUGGAGAGACCCAAGCUACCUAAGUUCAAUGGGGAUGUGAGAGAGUAUGGCAUAUUUAAAUCAGAUUUCAAACAUCUGGUCGAGAGCAGGUACGGGAACAGGGAUGCCAUUUCGAUUCUACGUACUUGUCUACAAGGACGUCCACUUGAUCUGAUUAGAGGUAUUGGGGCUGAUUAUGAAGCAGCAUGGGAGCAUCUUGAUUGCAUAUAUGGAGAUCCAAGGUUUGUGGCUGACGCAAUAAUGAACGAUCUCCACAAAUUCAAGCCUCUGAAAGAGAACGAAGAUGGUCGUUUUUGUGAUCUGGUACAUAUGGUGAGAAGAAGUUACAACACGUUAAAGGAAAUAGGCCGAGAGAAUGAUAUGAACAACAGUAACAUGUUGGCCAUGAUUGAACGGAAGAUGAACCCAGAUGACAGAAGAGUAUGGUUCCGCUAUCAAGAGAUAGACAAAGAUGAACAGCAAUCAGCUGUUUCCCUGGAGAUGCUGCUAAAGUGGAUGAGCGGAGAGAUGAAGGCCAGAAUGAGAGCAAAUGCUCCCCUAAGAAGUGACAGUCGUCAUGCAGUAGGGCACAUGUCACAGACACCUCAGAGACAGCAAUCAGAAGAAACUCUGCAACACCGUUGCUGGAUAUGCAAGACAGGAGACCAUUGGGUGGACCAAUGCAAAAAGUUCACAUCAAAGACCGCACGAGAAAGGCUCCAGUUUGUUAAGGAUCAACAUGCAUGUUUUAGCUGUUUGAAAAAAGCAGGGCGGAACCACUCAAUGGCAACGUGUCGGAGGAGGCAGCAAUGUCCGGAGAUGAGAGAUGGAAAGAGAUGUAACUAUUUCCAUCAUCCAUUGUUGCAUUUUGAUUCUGAGGGUGCGACUGGAAGAAGCACAGUUGGUGUUGCUGCAGUGGACAGUGGAGAAGCCAUGCUGCCCUUGGUUACUGCAGAUGUUGGGCACAGAAGGAACAUUUUAAGGGGAAAUGUUCUCCUGGACUCUGGUGCGCAAAUAAGUUUAAUAAGAGAUGAGUUUGCUGCUGAGCUGGGACUGGAGGGGAUCUCGGCUACCAUCACGGUAACCAAGAUAGGCAGAGAUGAGGAAACAUUGACAACGAAGAAGUAUAAAGUGCCCAUUAGAGAGGUAAAUAAAAGCAAAACAAUAAUGGUUACUGCAUUAGGAAUAGACUGCAUAAGUGAUGACGUAGCUGCGGUGAACCUGCCGGAGUUGGCCCAGAAGUUUCAACUGAGAGAAGAGGACUUGCAAAGAGGUAGUGGACCAGUUGAUCUUCUAGUUGGAAUAGACCAUGCUAGACUGCAUGCCGGAGAAGUUAGAGUAGUUGGCGGCUGUGCUGCUAGGAAGUCCGCUGUUGGAUGGGUUGUAUUUGGCACAACUCAGAGGGAAGCAGAGAACAGAACAAGAGUUCUUCAUGUUAAGUUAGCAAGCCCAGUUGACUUAACAGAUUUUUGGAAGAUAGAGUCAGGGGGUGUUAAUCCUACCUCCUGCCAGUGCACACAGAGUGGGCUUACCAAACAGGAAGCUGAGGAAGAGAGGAUUAUCAGGGCGUCAUCACGCAAAGUAGGAAGACAGUGGGAGAUAUCAUAUCCAUGGGAUAAAGAUCCUGAUCUCUUACCCAAUAACAAGUUCUUAGCAGAGAAGAUGCUCUUUGCUGCAGAAAGAAAACUCAGAAAGAAUCCAGAGCAUACAGAAGCCUACAAAUCUAAGAUACAAGAGAUGACUGAGAUGGGAUUUGCUAAGAAGCUAGAGAAAGAUGAAAUGACAACGUACAAAGGACCGGUACAUUACAUCAGUCACCACGCAGUAAUCAGGCCAGACAACAAAAGCACACCUCUGAGAAUUGUAUUCAAUUCAUCUGCAAUCUACAAAGGUCACUGCUUGAAUGAGUACUGGAAGAAAGGGCCUGACUUACUGAACAACCUAUUUGGAGUCCUCCUCAGGUUCAGAGAACACCCAGUGGCAAUAUGUGCAGAUAUUAGCAAGAUGUAUCACCGUAUAUUGAUUCCCGAAAGAGAUCAGCAUGUACACAGAUUUCUGUGGAGAGACAUGAACCAGGAGAAAGAAUCAGAUGUGUAUAUGAUGAAGGUGGUGACGUUUGGAGACAAACCAGCGGCAGCAAUGGCGCAGAUAGGUGUAAGACUGACGGCUGAAGAAGGUGAAGCCAAGUACCCAGAAGCAGCUGCAAUCCUGAAAAGAAACAUCUACAUGGAUGACAUCUGCGAUUCAGUAGAGACAGAAGAUACAGCAAAGAAACGUAUCGCAGAGGUAGAUGAACUGUUGGAGACAGGAGGUUUCAAGGUUAAAGGUUGGCAAUCAAACAAGCCACUUGAUGGAGGCAACAAGCAGGAAAAUAUGAAACUCUUAGAGGAGAUUGCUGAAGAGAAGGUGCUUGGUGUAGUAUGGGAGAGACAUAAUGAUACCUUCUCAUACAAGGUCAAGCUACAAGAAACGGAUAAAGAGACAGAAAAGCUGACUAAGAGAAAGAUCUUGGGAAAAGUAGCAAGAAUCUAUGAUCCUAUUGGUUUUGCUGCGCCAAUUAUCAUCAAGGCAAAGACUGGCUUACAGAAGCUGUGGCAGAGUGGUUAUGACUGGGAUGAGGAGUUACCUGAUGGAGAUGAAUGGAGAGGAUUAUUCAGAGAAAUGAGUAAGCUCAAUGACAUCAGUCUUGAGAGAUGUCUGAAACCACAGAAUGCCCAGGGGAGACCAGUCUUAUGUAUUUUCUGUGACGCUUCUGAGAUUGCAUAUGGUGCAUGCGCUUAUCUGAGGUGGAAGACAGAUGAUGACAAGUAUGAAGUGCGCUUCGUAUCAGCCAAGUCGAAGGUCGCACCUCUCAAAGCGCUCACUAUUCCUCGACUUGAACUGCUGGCAGGGGUACUAGCAGCUAGAAUGCACGAAGCAAUCAGCAAUGAGAUGAGGCUACAGGUGGAAAAGGCCAAGAUACAGAAGGGACCCAAACCAGAUGACAAAGUUACUCUAAGCCCAACAGAGUUAGAUAGUGCAGAGAAGUACUGGGUAAAGAGAGCACAGAUCAGUCUACUGCCCAGACUAGAGAAAGGAGAAUUCAAGGUGCUCACUCCUUUUGUUGACGAUGAUGGUGUGAUCAGAGUAGGUGGUAGAGUGGAAAACCUUGUGACGUCAUACGAGUCGAAGCAUCCAGCUCUACUUCCUGCCAGCCAUCACAUAUCACUGAUGAUAAUACGUAGCGCACAUGAACUGGGACAUCAUGGUGUAGCAGUGACUACGGCCAAGACACGGAGAAAGUAUUGGAUACUCCAAGGUUACCGACUAGCUAAGACGGUGAAACAUCGAUGCGUGACGUGCAGAGCUGCAGAGUGUAGAAGGGAAACGCAGAUUAUGGCGAAUCUGCCUAGCUGUCGAUUGGCACCAUUCACCCCGCCUUUCCAUUAUACGUCAUGCGACUACUUUGGCCCAUAUUUAGUCAAGGUGGGUCGAAACAAGAAGGCCAAGCAUUACGGCAUCAUCUUCACAUGUUUGAAUACCAGAGCCGUACAUCUGGAGAUGGCAACAGACUGUUCAACGAUGGAGUUUCUCCAAGCAUUACGUAGAUUCAUUGCAGUGAGAGGGCAGCCUGCACAGUUUCUGAGCGACAACGGGACGCAGUUUGUUGGAGCGGAACGCGAGCUUCGCGAGAUGGUUAGAGGAUGGAGCGAGAGAGAGCUCAAAGAUUUUUGUGCCGAGAAACGUGUAGUGUGGAAGUUUGUUACUCCAGGAGCGCCUCAUCAGAAUGGUUGUGCGGAAGCCAUGGUGAAAAGUUGCAAGUUUGCUUUGAAAAGGGCAAUAGGUGAGCAAGUGCUCACACCAUUAGAGUUGUAUACAUGUUUCUUAGAGGUCGCGAAUCUUGUGAAUGAACGACCAAUAGGACGCGUUGGUAAUGAUCCAGAUGAUGGAGGUUACCUCUGUCCGAAUGAUUUGUUGUUGGGGAGAUCUUCGAGCAAGGUGCCUCACGGUCCAUUCCGUGAGACCAGGAAUCCCAGACAUAGAGUAGAGUUUGUGCAGCAAAUUGUGAACUCGUUUUGGAAGAGUUGGAACAGAGACGUGUUUCCAUUACUUGUACCACGAAGAAAAUGGAACACUGAGCGUAGAAACGUCCGUGUUGGAGACAUCGCGAUGUUGGCAGACGCAAAUGCAGUGCGAGGGAAAUGGACUAUAGCGAGGGUAGUUCAAGUGUAUCCUGGGGUAGAUGGUACAGUUAGGAAUGUCAAAGUUAAAACUGUCUCAGGAGAGUAUCGCAGUUCUAGAACCUCUAUCGUCAAAAGCAUCGCCACCAACACAAGUAUCACUACAAGUACUCGUACUGCCAAUGCUACCAAGACCAAACACCAUCACAACCUUUGCACCACAACCAUCACCACCACCCGCGGCAAUCAUCGCUAUAGCAACACAACAGCCAUCACCACCAUAACCACCACACCAGCGACAUCGACAGCAAUUUCACCACCACCACCAUAA
This is a messenger RNA of Strongylocentrotus purpuratus (purple sea urchin), 5309 nucleotides long. RefSeq lists its product as uncharacterized. Bases 420 to 5309 code for a protein of 1629 amino acids. The transcript is spliced from 4 exons. Gene Ontology annotation, molecular function: nucleic acid binding; aspartic-type endopeptidase activity. Gene Ontology annotation, biological process: proteolysis; DNA integration. The record is from RefSeq and is a predicted model, not a curated record. NCBI's taxonomy places the organism in Eukaryota, Metazoa, Echinodermata, Echinoidea, Camarodonta, Strongylocentrotidae.